CUAGUAGGCCGUACUUUAAGGUUUUGCUAUACGCAUAUCUUGGCCGUAGCCAUCUGACCCCAAAAUAACUCAAUACCAAAGCCACUAGCGUCGUUUAAGGCCUAAUUAUGAAUGAAUCCACUCAUUUAAUUUCUCUCUGAAAGCCAGGAUUUAAGUAAACAUGUGUAGUGGCAAUAGUAGGCUUAGACUGCCUCUAAAAAUAACAGCCUACGCCAGAAAGGUAGAAUAUGGGUGAGAAAUCAGCAGGACCGUUAUAGGCCAAUAGGCCAGGCCUAUUCAUAGAAAUGGACCUAAUAAAGGAGGGGUCAGAAGUCUGGACAAAGAGCAUCUGUGAGAUAGAUAGCUCGUCGUUAAACGAUUAUGACUCUAACUACCAGGAUGCAUCAGAACAAAACACAGCCUCUCAUCCCUCUGCUCUGGGUAGAGAUUGCCCAAAAUAUGAUAGGAUCAGUUUAUCCUCCCCAAAUUCUAACCUCAAUUAUUACUGGGUCACACGUAAAACUGACUCUAGAUCAGUGUCUAGGGGUAGACGUUAUCCGAGUACCCCUCCCCCUCGCGUCUCGUUCACGGCUGUGGGCUGUGCGCUGCAGGGGGGCGGGAGGCGAGGAGAGCGAAGCGGCAGAAGGCUCAUUGUGUGUCGGCUAGAAAGUGGGGAUCGUUGCGGGGGGGAGAAAGCGUGCGUGGAGGCUGAACUCUCGCUUUUGUCGCCUGUGGAGGAGGGGGCGGAUAAAGUAGCCUGCUCGCUCACACACACACCAGGGACGCCCGGUUCGUUUAUCAGCAUCAUCAUACCCAUUACCGAGGAUACACAGUGAACCGGGAAGGGAUGCAGAUUUAGCGCGAGACGGACAGUGGGACUUCGGUCUCAGCUGGAUUCGGAUAAAUGGUGCGUGCGCCGUUCCGUCGUCGGCGAUGAGAAGAAAGGAGGACAAAAGAUGAACGGAUGGAGGAUAGACACGGCCCCUCGGUAGACACGCGCCUUCGGUUUACCGCAUCUCUCUGAUCUCGUGCCGCCGUGCGUGAGUCUGUCGGUCAUUCCGUCGUUCAGACUGUGUCUCACUAGGGAGAAAAACCCGAACAGUAUUCCCGAAUUACAGGAGGCGUUGCCUGUAUCUGACUGACUGCAGAGAGACUAUUGUCUGUGUGUGUUUGUGUGUGUGAUUUGACGUUUAGGGGUGUGAUUGUAUGUGAGCGGGUGUGCUUGUGUGUGUGGUGACUGUGAGGGGUGUGUUUGUCUGAUUUGAUGGGGAGGGGUGUGUGAGGGUGUGUGAGUUGCUGGUGUAAGGGUGUGUGUGUGUGAGCCAUGGGGAACACAGAGAGUAUGGAGUCUCAGCUAGCUGUCAUCAGGGCCAGGGCUGCUCCUGUCAAGCUGCCCAUGCCUGAUCCUGCUGAGCUGGAAGAGAGGUUCUCCAUUGCACUGAACUCUAUGAACCUGCCCCCUGAUAAGGUGCGUCUGCUCCGUUGCUACGACAACGAGAAGAAGUGGGAGCUGAUAUGUGAUCAGGAACGGUUCCAGGUGAAGAACCCUCCUCACACCUACAUCCAGAAGCUGAGAGGAUUCCUUGACCCGGCCGUCACACGCAAGAAAUUCCGUCGGAGAGUCCAGGAGUCGACUCAGGUGCUCAGAGAACUGGAGAUCUCACUACGGACCAAUCACAUCGGGUGGGUGAGGGAGUUUCUCAACGAGGAGAAUCAGGGCCUAGAUGUCCUAGUAGAGUACCUCUCCUUCGCUCAGUACGCGGUCACGUUUGAUGGGGAGGUAUCAGAGGCCAGUACUGAGGAGAGAGCUGUAGAUUCUCCCUGGAGUCGUUCUAUAGAAGAUCUCCAUGGAGACAGCAACCUGCCCUCCCCCUCCAGUGGCAACAACAUACCGCGCUCCGCACGCCACUCUAUCGGGUCAGCGCUGGUGUCCAGGUCUAACACACUGCCCAGUAGGAAGACACUGAAGAACUCCCGCUUGGUGUGUAAGAAGGACGACGUUCACGUGUGUGUGAUGUGUCUCAGAGCCAUUAUGAACUACCAGUAUGGCUUUAACAUGGUCAUGUCCCAUCCUCAUGCUGUGAAUGAGAUCGCUCUGAGCCUCAACAACAGAAACCCAAGGACUAAGGCUCUGGUAUUGGAGCUGCUGGCUGCUGUGUGUUUGGUCAGAGGAGGUCAUGAGAUAAUCCUGUCUGCUUUCGACAACUUUAAAACAGUGUGCUCAGAGACCCUGAGGUUUGAGAAGCUGAUGGAACAUUUUAAGAACGAGGAUGACAACAUUGACUUCAUGGUGGCCUGUAUGCAGUUCAUAAACAUUGUGGUACAUUCUGUUGAGGACAUGAACUUCAGAGUACAUCUUCAGUAUGACUUCACCAAACUCAAUCUGGACGAUUACCUAGAAAGGUUGAAGCACACAGAGAGUGAUCGGCUGCAGGUGCAGAUCCAGGCCUACCUGGACAACGUGUUUGACGUGGGGACGCUGCUGGAGGACGCAGAGACCAAGACCGCCGCGCUGGAGAGGGUAGAGGAGCUGGAGGAGAAUAUGACCCACAUGACAGAGAGGCUCCUGGACACAGAGAACGAGGCCAUGGCCAAGAUAGUAGAGCUGGAGAAACAGCUGAUGCAAACCAACAAGGAGCUGGACACCAUACGGGAUGUGUAUGCUAGUGCUAACAACCAGGUGCACACCCUGCGGAGGAUCGUACGUGAGAAGGACCAGACCAUCCGCAGGCAGAGUCGACUGGAGCGCCAUGCUCAGGACGGUGGAGGGGGCACCUUGGUGGUACAGGGAGGGGGCACCUUACACCCCGCGAGGGGCGAGGGGGACGGAGGGGUGGGUGACUUGUCCUCCACCUCUCUGACCCUCGGCAUGACCCUCUCCCCCAGUCCGGAGACAGUGGGCUAUGGCUUGUCAGGGACGGGACUAGGGAUGAUGCCAGCCCCUCCCCCUCCCCCGCCACCUCCACCAAUGCCAGUGAUUCCAGGGAACAUGUCAAACGGGCCCUACCCUGCUCCUACUCCUCCUCCUCCCCCCCCACCUCCCCCUCCUCCCCCCUUAUGUUCCAUGGAGUCCUCCGGUCCUCUGCCUCCCCCUCCUCCCCCAUGCGCCCCUCCUCUCCCCGGCUGUGGUGGAUCACCCACUGUCAUCUUUAACUCCGGCCUGGCAGAGGGGUCACUCAAGCUGUUCUCUGUGAAGAUUAAGAAGCCUAUCCAGACUAAGUUCCGUAUGCCAGUGUUUAACUGGGUGGCCCUGAAACCAAGUCAGAUCAACGGCACUGUCUUCAACGACAUAGAUGAUGAAAGGAUCCUCCAGGAGCUGAAUGUGGAAGAGUUUGAGGAGAUGUUUAAGACCAAGGCCCAGGGGCCAGCGGUGGAUGUGACUCUGAGCAGGCAUAAGGCCCCUCAGAAGGGCCCCAACAGGGUGUCUCUGCUGGAGGCUAACAGAGCCAAGAACCUGGCCAUCACCCUCCGCAAGGCUGGCCAGGGGCCCGAACUCAUCUGUAGGGCCAUCCAGACGUUUGACAUGCGUACUGUGCGUGUGGACUUUGUGGAGUGCCUGAUGCGUUUCCUCCCCACUGAGGGCGAGGUGAAGAUGCUACGGCAGUACGAGAGGGACAGAAAGCCUGUGGACGCACUGAGCGAUGAGGACCGCUUCAUGUUGCAGUUCAGCCGCAUAGAGAGACUGGCCCAACGCAUGUCCAUCAUCACCUUCAUGGGCAACUUCCAGGACAACAUACAGAUGCUCACACCGCAACUCCACGCAAUCAUCGCUGCUUCUGUGUCCAUCAAGUCCUCCCAGAAACUCAAGAAGAUUCUAGAGAUUAUCCUGGCUCUGGGGAACUAUAUGAACAGCAGUAAGAGAGGAGCGGUGUACGGAUUCAAGCUGCAGAGUUUAGACCUGCUGCUGGAGACUAAGACUACUGACAGAAAGCAGACCCUGCUGCAUUACAUAGCCAACGUGGUGAGAGAGAAAUACCCCGGAGUCGCUCUGUUCUACAAUGAGCUGCACUAUGUAGAGAAAGCUGCCGCAGUGUCCCUGGAAAACGUGGUGUGGGACGUGAAGGAGUGUCAGCGUGGUAUGGAGCUGUCAUGGAGGGAGUACAGCAUGCAUGGCCACAACCCUCUCCUCAAAGACUUCAUCAGCAAACAUGAGACUCGCCUGCAGAAACUACAGGAGGACGCACACAUCGCACAGGAUGCAUUUGACGAUGCGGUGAAGCACUUUGGGGAGAGCUCUAAGACCAUGCCUCCCUCUGUCUUCUUCCCUGUGUUUGUACGAUUCAUCAAAGCCUACAGGCUGGCGGAGGAGGAGAAUGAGCAGAGGAGGAGGCAAGAGCAGGCGCUGAUGGAGAAGCUGGAGCAGGAGGAGCUGCAACAGGAGCAGGAGGAGCCUAAGUCCCCGUCCAACCGUCCAAAGCAGCGGCAGCAGGAGUCCCUGAUCACAGAGCUGAGGAGGCGACAGGGCGGUAAAGACAGCAGACAUGUCUACGAGGGCAAAGAUGGAGCUAUAGAGGACAUCAUUACAGUGCUGAAGACCGUCCCUUUCACUGCCAGGACGGCCAAACGCAGCUCUCGCUUCUUCUGUGAUCCCACCCACACUGAAUAACACAACUAAACUCUCAGAGAGAGAUGGUAGAGAUAGAGAGAGAUGAGGGAGAGAUACUGUUGGAGAGAGAUAUACAGGGUAGAGGGGAGAGAGAGGUGAGGGAAAGCUAGGUGGGAGAGAUAAAGCGGUAUAACAAUGCGAUAGAGAGAGGAGAGAAGCGUGGGGGAAAAGAGAGGCAGUUAGAGAGAGAGAGAAAGAGAGAGAGAGAGAGAGAGAGAGACGGCCUCUGGAGUAGUGACUACCAGAGAGAAGCUGAACUCUGAACUUUGAACUCUAUAGCAAGACAGACAUCAAGAUUACCUGUGACCUCACCUGUCUGGUCUGACAUCACUGCCCCCCCACCCCCCAUCCCCUCUGUGUUACUUACACAUGUUAUGAAGCUUCUUCGGUGAUUAUUACUGUUUAUAACCCUCCCAUAACCCUGGACUGUAGCCCUGGAAUCAACCUGCAACCCACCAUGCACUUUGACUUUCUGUCCUCUAAACCCGAGAGGGAAGAACUUGAUACGCGAUGACAGUGACUGGACAUUUAGUAGCAACACAGUCUGGUCAUUUAAUAGCUACAUAGCAUUGCCAGUUUAUCAGUUAAUAGCAGACAUGACAAGCAAAACAGAACAGGAAAACAGAACAGCAAAAAUAAACAGUUGUUUUUUGUCCAAUUAGUAUUAGUGAUGUACAGUAUGUGUCUCUAAAGCUGUGUGAUGACAUGAUCGCUGUCAUAGGAUAUUGAGAAGGGAGGGGGAGAAGUUUGAAGAGUUUCUUCUUGUUGAACAUUCCAACCAAUUCUAAUUGAUAAUGACAUCACAAAGGGUUCUUAACCCACUCCUAUCCAGCUGUAAGAUGCCAGAAUUGAACACUGAGAAUAGUGUUCGAAAGCUCACUCCUACAAGGUUCCCUCUUCUCUGUCUGCUGCUGUGUGACAGUGAAACGUGUACAGCGCUCGCUACGUUCACUACAUUUGACUGUGUUUACUAUUUACUACCUUUAAUACCUUUAACCUCCAACAGGGUUUUUUCAAAGCUCAGGCCCUCCAGUUCCUCAGUCCUGCUGGUUUUCCUUUCUCCCUGGCACUUGAUUGAUCGUUUAAUGUUACUGAUAAUGAUUGGCUGCAGAGUGCACACACACCUGGUUUCCCAGGUAGAAAUCGGUCUCUGAUUAAAAGAAGUACGAAAACCAGUAGACACUGUGGCCCUCGAGGACAGGAGUUGAUACCCCAUACUACCCUAAAAUAAAGGUCCCUGUCUUAUCCUUGCCAUCCAAAAGUCCCAGUCUGUUUCUGCUUUAUAGCCAACUGACUCCUUUUCUGUGAUCUUGUCAAGGUGAGGUAAAGGAUGUAGUGUUCUUGAAUGCAGAAUGUCUGGCACCUAGGCUACUACACCACCCAUGAUCUUUCCUGGCUCAUGGGACCAACUUCUAGGGAGACUCGAGAGGGAUCGCUCCAUUUCAUAAAAAAAUCAUUAAAAAUGUAACUGCAAAAAACAACAGCACAAUACUUUUCUACGUGUAUAUAUAUUUUCUAGGGAAUCCCGCUUGUUGCUUUUAUCCCCCACUCCCACCCCUGCUGUUUGUCAGUGUUGAUGUUCAUUCUUAAUCUGCACUCGUUGUGUAAAUAAACUGUAUCCAGUCA
Molecule: messenger RNA, 6211 nt
Organism: Salmo salar (Atlantic salmon)
Lineage: Eukaryota; Metazoa; Chordata; Actinopteri; Salmoniformes; Salmonidae
Source: RefSeq, a predicted model, not a curated record